AUGGCAGUGGUGAAGGAGAUUCUCCGAUCCAGAAACAUCUUGCUUGUUGUUCUCAUUCCACUUCUGCUGCUUCCUCUGCCGCUUUUGUACCCCUGCAGCGAAGCCUCAUGUGCCUACGUGUUAAUUGUGACAGCUGUAUACUGGGUUUCCGAAGCAGUACCUCUUGGUGCAGCAGCCUUAAUUCCUGCUUUCCUAUACCCACUUUUUGGAGUCAUGAAGUCCAGUGAGGUGGCUGCUGAAUAUUUCAAGAACACAACUUUGCUCCUCAUGGGUGUGAUUUGUGUGGCAGCUUCUGUAGAAAAAUGGAAUCUCCAUAAACGUAUUGCUCUGCGAAUGGUCAUGAUGGCUGGAGCAAAGCCAGGCAUGUUGCUUCUUUGCUUUAUGUGUUGCACCACGGUGCUUUCCAUGUGGCUUUCCAACACAUCCACCACAGCCAUGGUGAUGCCAAUUGUGGAGGCAGUGCUCCAGGAACUAGUGAAUGCUGAGGAGGAGCGUGAUGUCAUCAGUACUGCAGGCAGCACCAUUAUUGAAGAAAACGAGCCAAUAGGUCUCAACGAAAAGCAUGACCAACCUUCACUGGAGCUUAUCUUCAUCAAUGAGGAUGCUACUACUACUGACUUCAACUCCUUGAUGCAUUCAAAGACUAUGAAUAGUGUGCAUAUGAUAGCCAACCCGAUUGGAACGAUGAAAUCCAAGAGCAAUGGGCAGCAGCUACCUCAGGCUCAGAUACUAGUCCUACCUCCUAAGCCCUCUGAACUGGACCUGAGCACUAAGUACCGGUAUCAGUCCAGACAUGACCACAUGAUCUGCAAAUGCCUCUCACUGAGUAUCUCCUAUGCAGCAACUAUUGGAGGACUGACAACCAUCAUAGGGACUUCAACUAGCCUCAUAUUCUUAGAGCACUUCAACAACCAAUACCCAAAUGCUGAAGUGAUGAAUUUUGGAACCUGGUUUUUGUUCAGUUUCCCCAUUUCCCUCAUCAUGUUGGUCCUUACUUGGUUCUGGAUGCACUGGUUAUUCUUGGGCUGCAAUUUUAAGGAAACCUGUUCUUUGAGCAAGAAGAAGAAAACCAAGCGGGAAGAAAUGUCAGAGAGAAGAAUUCAUGAAGAGUAUAAGAAACUGGGGAAUGUCAGCUAUCCCGAGAUGGUGACUGGAUUUUUCUUCAUCCUGAUGACCUUGCUUUGGUUUACUCGUGAGCCCGGCUUUGUACCAGGCUGGUCGUCAUUUUUUGAAAAGAAAGGUUACCGGACUGAUGCCACUGUUUCUGUUUUUCUUGGUUUCCUCCUUUUCCUCAUUCCAGCAAAAAAGCCAUGUUUUGGAAAAAAAGAAAAAGGAGAUGCUGAAAGGUCAACAGACACCAACACACUGGACCCCAUCAUCACCUGGAAGGACUUCCAGAAGACUAUGCCCUGGGAAAUUGUAGUGUUGGUUGGAGGCGGUUAUGCUUUAGCAGCUGGAUGCAAGACUUCUGGCCUCUCUACAUGGAUUGGGCGCCAAAUGCUGUCCCUGAGCAGCCUUCCCUACUGGGCUGUAACUCUGCUGGCCUGCAUUUUAGUGUCCCUGGUAACAGAGUUUGUUAGCAAUCCAGCAACCAUAACCAUAUUUCUACCUAUUUUAUGCAGCAUGUCAGAAACCCUGCUUAUCAACCCUUUAUACACCCUGAUUCCUGUCACCAUGUGUAUCUCCUUUGCGGUGAUGCUGCCUGUGGGUAAUCCUCCAAAUGCCAUUGUCUUCAGUUAUGGGCAUUGCCAGAUUAAAGAUAUGGUGAUAGCUGGUCUGGGAGUAAAUCUGAUUGGUCUGGCUGUUGUCAUGGUGGCAAUCAACACGUGGGGAAUUAGACUCUUCCAGCUGAAUACUUUUCCAGAAUGGGCAGCAGUAAGCAAUGUCACUAGCCAGACAUAAUCUCCAACUAGAAAAAAAAAAAAAAAAAAAAAUUAAAAAGAAAAAAAAAUAGUGCCAGACCAAAGCGAGUUCAGACAAAAUACUAAAUGUGAAUUGCACCCAUGAAAGAAAGGAGAAAAUUUGUGCAUGUGUAGAACCAAGAUCCAGGGCAAAACCACAAAGAAAACUCACAGGGAGAUCUUCUGCAUAACUCUGUUCUGAAAGGCAACGUGAGAUAAAUGGAGAGAUUAGUUUUCCCCUAUUGUUGCUUUCCUAUAAGACUGGUGGUAUUGUAUUCCAGUAUAGAAUACAAGUAUACGUACGCUACUGUAUUCAAGAGUUGACUUCAAUUUUACAGCUGACACUUACAGAGAAUGAAAAGCAACUCUUGUUUCCAAACUCAGAGUUAUUGAAGCUUGCUUCUUUUGAAGGCAAAUCCUUCUUCUUCUUUUGAGCUAAGUCAUCAAUGUAUUGGAAAAAAAACCCCACUCUGCCAGUUAAUCGAUAUGACCUGGAAAGAAAUACAGCUACCAAUCUUCAGGUACAACAUUUCAAAGGGAUAUCAGAAACCACAAAACAGACAGGAAGGGGAAGUAUCCUGGUCAGGAGAAUUGCUUUUUUUUGUUUGUUUGUUUUGUUUUCCACAGCACUAGUAUAAGGUUUCCAGUAUUGCAGUACUUGCAAUCCCCUAUAUAAAGCUUUGAUCAGUAUCUUCUCUCCUUAUUACUGCAGUGAGAGCUUUUUCAGAAAGGAAACUGUGACCAAAAAAACAUUACCUGGUCAACAGACCCAUUACUCUCCUCCCUUUUUUUGACUCAGAUAAGAUAGUUAUGCACUUACAAUUUCCCUGAAAGAGAAAGUAACAAGAUAGUGUUGCUCCAUGAGUAAGAAGGGAGUGUACUGAAGUGAGACGUGCUGACAUAGCUCCUCAUCAUGUGUAUUCACUUGAACAUCACACCACCCUGCUCUCUAACAGCCCAGGGAGCAGGAAUUUCAAUCGUGGGAAACUGUCAGAUAAAGCAGAUAAUCAGCAGACCAAAAGGUCAAUCUUUUUAUCAUAUGCAAAGUGAAUGUCCUGCUUUUCUGACUGCACUCCUGUGUUAUCUAGUAAACCCUCUCUUGCAUUAUGUACUGUUUUAAAUCAUUUAUAUAUAAUUUUUUAAAUGACAGUGCCUUUAAGCUGUAUAUUAAGAUGAUUGGCUCUUGUGUAACCACCUUCUUCAUAUAUAUACUUUAAUAAAUUUGUAUGCUUUCUACAUAUAAUCUAGGCUCUCUAGAUGUUAGUGUGAAUGCCUGUGCUGCAUA
This is a messenger RNA of Lagopus muta (rock ptarmigan), 3186 nucleotides long. RefSeq names its product solute carrier family 13 member 4 (gene SLC13A4). The record is from RefSeq and is a predicted model, not a curated record. Gene Ontology annotation, molecular function: transmembrane transporter activity. NCBI's taxonomy places the organism in Eukaryota, Metazoa, Chordata, Aves, Galliformes, Phasianidae. The transcript has 16 exons. Gene Ontology annotation, cellular component: membrane. The coding region runs from base 1 to 1902 and encodes 633 amino acids. Gene Ontology annotation, biological process: monoatomic anion transmembrane transport.